AUGGCGUGCCACGGGCUCACGCCCUUCGAAUCGAACGAGCUGUCCAGCACGGCGGACCUGGUCUCUCCAGAAGAGGUGAGGGCAAGGAUCGAGGUCGUUGUCCGGCGAUUCUUGGCCACUUUGAUCUCUCAUCGGCCCAGGAUUAUGCCGCUUUCCAUGGUCCGGAGGAAUUGUAGCAACGUUUUGAUGCAAAGGGGGCUACUGCAAGGCGAUAACAUCUUCCUGUCGCAUCUAGACUCGACCCUGAGCUUCACAAAAUCCGGGAGCAUGAAGAGAUACUUUCGAGUUUGGAAAAUGCUGGAGCUCUGCUACCAGCUUCUUACGCUUGGCAAGAAAGCUACACAGCGGGAGAUUUUCUACAGGCUUCUUUGCGACGCAUCCGAGUACUUCCAGUGCCAGGAGCAAGUUAACAAAACCAUCCGAGAUGUGGUGGGAAUCCUGAAAUGCAGCCGCUACAGCCUGGGAAUCCUCGCGUCAGCUAGAGGAGCUAUCGUUGGUCGACUUGUCAUUCAGGAACUCAACAGGGAACCUGUCGACUGCACGAAGAUUGGCAUCAAUGGCUACAUAAUCGAUGGCGACUUGGAGCUGCUGCAGAACUUGACGCUUACAUCCGAUGCUCGAUACAUUCUCGUGAUUGAGAAGGAUGCCGUGUUCCAGCGGCUUUCAGAGGACCGAUUCUUUCAGACCAUCCCAAGCAUACUGAUCACGGCAAAAGGAUACCCCGACCUUGCAUCAAGGGUCAUGCUUCACAAGCUCCACAGAAGCUUCCCACUUCUGCCUAUACUCGCACUGGUCGACUGGAAUCCUUGCGGCCUGGGAAUUAUUUGCACAUACAAGUUUGGAAGCGUGGGAAUGGGACUCGAAGCUCCUCAUUACGUGUGCGACGUCAAGUGGCUGGGUGUAAGCAGCGAGGAUCUUCCUCGCAUCCCUCCGGAAUAUUUCGUGGAGCUCUCCGCUCGCGAUCGUCAGCUUGCGAAAGGCUUGCUUUCGUCGGCAAUGCUCCAGAACCAUCCUCGCUACAGGGAAGAAUUGGAACGAAUGAUCCAAGCCGGCAAACGCGUGGAAAUAGAAGCGCUCUACGCUCACGGCUACAAAUCUUUGAGCAGCUACGUCGCCCAGAAGAUCGUCCAGAUGAGAUACUUUUGAUAGAGGAAGCUCUGUUUUGAUAGAGGAAGCUCUGUUUUUAGGGUUCAUGAUAGAGCACGGCCUUUGGAUUUCCCAUGAAUAACUUUGCCCAUCAUCU
Molecule: messenger RNA, 1243 nt
Organism: Selaginella moellendorffii
Lineage: Eukaryota; Viridiplantae; Streptophyta; Lycopodiopsida; Selaginellales; Selaginellaceae
Product: meiotic recombination protein SPO11-2
Exons: 11
Coding region: 1-1146 (381 amino acids)
Biological process (GO): reciprocal meiotic recombination; meiotic DNA double-strand break formation; meiotic DNA double-strand break processing
Cellular component (GO): nuclear chromosome
Molecular function (GO): DNA topoisomerase type II (double strand cut, ATP-hydrolyzing) activity; ATP binding; DNA binding
Source: RefSeq, a predicted model, not a curated record